Fibroporia radiculosa is the source of this 1089-nucleotide messenger RNA. RefSeq lists its product as uncharacterized. Lineage: Eukaryota; Fungi; Basidiomycota; Agaricomycetes; Polyporales; Fibroporiaceae. Bases 1 to 1089 code for a protein of 362 amino acids. The transcript has a single exon. The record is from RefSeq and is a predicted model, not a curated record.
AUGUUGACACCGUCGCAGUGGGCUGGCACGAACCCUCCCCCUAGGUGGACUGGCUACCAGAAUCCGGGUUGGCCCGGCUGCUGUCGUCCCCCCAGACAAGACGAGCAAAGGCUCAUAGGCGCGGCAGAUUGGCCUGCUGUCAGCGUAGUUCAUCACGUUCCGAUCCCGACGGACAUCAAAGCUCUUCUGGAUACUAUCACAUCGAAAGGUAGCUCAGGGAGUCCGAUGGGGAGCAUUCGCAUCACCAACGCUCAGUCCUCAGCUCCCUCGAUGGUACGCAGAGCCAGCUACCAGGUAGCUAGUCCAACCAGGGUGGACGCCACCUCUGGUAGAACGCCCGCCGUGUCUAUCCCUAGCAGAGGGCGAUCCGGGGGGAGUCCUCAGCAAGGGACCAUGCCGCUUUCCGGUAACUCGUCUCGAAACGCCAACGUAAACGCAGAUGGGGCUGCAUCGUCACUGCCAAGUCGAUCCGCAAUGGAUCAAUAUCAAGCGGGGCGCCGCACCAACGACCAUAGUGAACGGCGUUCAGAGUCAACCAAUACGUCUCAGCACUCUCCUGGACACAGGAAUGCUGAUUUGGGUGGUUCACUAUCCCGACGUAGCACCGAGCGACGGCCGUCCAUAUCAACGGCCGCUCCGUCCAUGUCGGUUAGCAAAGUCACUGUUGAUGUUCAGCCCCAACGUCGUCGUGCGCAAACCACCAACAACCCGAGCUCUCCCCCAGCUUCUGCAUCUAACACACGAACGACGGAGCGUGCGAAUACCUCUCCGGCUCAGCUACAGCGCCGUGGAAGCACGCUGGAGAAAUCGCUGGCGUCAAUGAGUAUUUCUAGCGCUUCAAGCAGCAGCAGUGGGAGCAACUCGGAGACCACUGUGAUCUCCGACGGAGGGUUCACAGAUUACUUGUCAGAUGAGUCCGAAGCGGAACUACAGCGACAGGCAGAGGUCAAAGCUGCACUACUCGCCCAGAAUCACCUGGAGGAACAAGAAUUUAGGGCAGCUCGUCAGCAACUUGCAUCUAUUGAUCUUCGCCCUCCAAAGUCCUGGAACGGAAAUAUGAACAGUGCGUCCUCUCCUCAUGGUCAUUAA